This is a messenger RNA of Zophobas morio, 1162 nucleotides long. RefSeq names its product E3 ubiquitin-protein ligase AMFR-like. Gene Ontology annotation, molecular function: ubiquitin protein ligase activity; ubiquitin binding. NCBI's taxonomy places the organism in Eukaryota, Metazoa, Arthropoda, Insecta, Coleoptera, Tenebrionidae. Gene Ontology annotation, biological process: ubiquitin-dependent protein catabolic process; protein ubiquitination. Gene Ontology annotation, cellular component: cytosol; ubiquitin ligase complex. The transcript is spliced from 6 exons. The record is from RefSeq and is a predicted model, not a curated record. Bases 58 to 1110 code for a protein of 350 amino acids.
UUGAAAAAGAAAAUUGGGCGCUAUCGAGAUUACAGAUUAAUUUCAAGAGAUUUAGAAAUGAAGUACGAAUCUGCUACUCCACAGGAACUCGUGGAUUAUAACGAUCACUGUGCCAUCUGCAGAGAGCUUAUGAAAUCAGCUAAAAAAAUGCCGUGCGGCCAUCUUUUUCACGUUUCUUGCCUGCGCUCGUGGCUUCAUCAUCACAAUUCUUGUCCCACUUGUCGAAGAUCCCUUUUGAAAUCCUCGACUGCACAGAUUUCUCCUAAUUUUGAUCAAAGCAAUCAAUUUAAUUAUAAUAAUAAUAAUAGCAGUAAUAAUAAUAUAGAUAAUAAUAAUCUUAACGCCGCCACGAUGACGGGGCCUCGAAAUUCUGUAUUUCGAUUUAAUGGUCGUCGGUGGGCCACUUGGCUGCCUUCAUUUUCGGUUGAAUUUAGAGCACAGCACUUGCCAAGAUUAGGCCAAGUAAAUUCUAAUCGUCAACUGAUUCAACAUCUUUCUUUUGUUUUUGGAGUUUCUGAAAAUCUUAUUGAAUCUGAUCUUCAGCAAACCGGCUCGAUCGAGCAAACCACCGAUAAUUUAGCGGAAGGUCGUCUCGUGCGUCGCGAGGGUUCCUCUGGAUCUCCACCCGACCCGCCGCCUGCCCCCACUCCAGCAGGGGCCUCAGCAUCUUCAGCAGUUAGUAUUGACCAGCGCGCUACUCUGCAACAGUUAUCGGAGAUUUUCAGAAUUCCGAUGCAUAUAGUAGAAGAAGAUUUCCGACUCACAAAUUCUAUUGAAGAAACUACUGAAAAUCUCUUGGCCGGUCGUUAUAAUAGUUCACAAGAAUUCAUCAAUGAUUCUAAUAUUAAUAAUAGUAGUAGUAAUAAUAAUAGUAAUAAUAGUAAUAAUCACACUUCUAAAGAUUCAAGUAACGCUUUCAUUGAGGGCAGUCAAGACGAUUCGACUCGCACCAUUACCUCCGAUGAAAAAUUUCCCGCCAACUCUUCUAUUUUACGGGAAUUAAGCGCUUCGUACCCGAAAAAUCUCAAGCACAGUGAAUUACUUAUAAAAGAACGCGAAGAUUUAGUUGAACGUUCGAGAAAGCGAUACCUUUUAAGAAAAGAAGACUAGAAAAGUUAUUUUUUUUUUAAUUGUUUCUUUUUCAAGAAACGGUUUAUGCUGC